CGGGCAUGCCGUGCAACCAGUCACUCUGCAUACUGUUUUGCUUAUCCUGUGCGAUUGCGGUUGGAAGCGUAGGAUCUCGUGAGCACGCCAGCAGACCCCCUCGGCCGUCGACAUCCCCCAAGAGAUGGUGCUAGUUUCUCCCACACCUUGACACGCGAGAAAGCACCGCAUCGGGCACCAUGUCUCUGAACCUGGAGAAGCAGCUGCGCUUCUAUGGCGCAUACCACCACAAUCCCGUCAAUGUGGGGAUACACGUCCUCUGUGUGCCUCCGAUCCUGUUGACGGCGUUCAUGCUCCUCACGAACACACCCGCCGUCCCGCUGCCCUCGUGGCUGUCGAUACCCAACCUGCCCCUCAAUGUCGGCACGUUCGGCGCAGUCCUCUACUCGACCCUCUACAUACUCAUGGAGCCGGUGGCAGGAACGAUGCUUGCGCCCAUCCUGAUCGGUGCCACCGCGUACGGCAACCACCUCACAACGACCUACGGGGCCAUGGCAAACUACUGGGCAGGUGGGAUCAACUUUGCAUGCUGGAUCGCGCAGUUCAUCGGACACGGCAAGUUCGAGGGCAGGGCCCCGGCGCUGCUAGACAACCUUGUGCAGGCGUUCUUCCUUGCUCCGUUCUUCGUCUGGUUCGAGAUCCUGUUCUCCCUCGGCUACCGCCCUGAGCUCAAGAGCCGCAUCGAUAAGGCUGUGGAGGAGGACAUUGAGAAGUUCAAGAAGAGCAAGGGACAGAACGAUAAGACUCAGUAAGCAUGGGAACGCGAGAGGCUGGCCAGCGAAGAGUAGGGCCCGUUGCUUAGAGAGGACUGGGAGGUGAAAAGGUUACUGAGAAGAUAUGGCAUAAAGGGCAGGACUGAGCAGGAGAAAGCCGCAGCACAGCAUUGCGUGGGAGUCAGGUGUACCGGCGUCCAGGUACAUGCACAUAUGGUGGACGUGGAGCUUGUUCGGGAUAGCAUUUGCAGCGUGAAUUUAGCGUCCAUAUUUGCAAUUAUAAUGCAAGAUUGCCAUGCGUAUCGAGCGAACGAGUUAUAU
Molecule: messenger RNA, 1034 nt
Organism: Didymella exigua CBS 183.55
Lineage: Eukaryota; Fungi; Ascomycota; Dothideomycetes; Pleosporales; Didymellaceae
Product: DUF962 domain-containing protein
Exons: 4
Coding region: 180-752 (190 amino acids)
Biological process (GO): sphingoid catabolic process
Cellular component (GO): endoplasmic reticulum
Source: RefSeq, a predicted model, not a curated record